GGCCGGACCUCGGGGGUGCCCGGCUCCCGGCCAGUGGCGUGGAGCGAGUUCGACGUUUCCUCAGUCCUGGCAGGAUGCUGCCUUCCUCCCGGACCCAGCUGGGGCUCUUCUUCAUCCUUCUCUGCCCCGCUAACAUCAUCGGGCUCUGGUGGGCAGUGGGGAGCCCCCUGGUCAUGGACCCCAACAGCAUCUGCCGCAAGACGAAGCGGCUGGCGGGGAAGCAGGCAGAGCUGUGCCAGCUGGAGCCAGAGAUUGUGCAGGAGGUGGCCAAGGGCACCAAGCUGGGCGUCCGGGAGUGCCAGUACCAAUUCCGCUUCCGCCGCUGGAACUGCACCAGCCACAGCAAGUACUUCGGCAAGAUCCUGCAGCAGGAUAUCCGUGAAACAGCAUUCGUGUACGCCAUCACGGCGGCUGGAGUGAGCCACGCCAUCACGCAGGCCUGCAGCAUGGGCGAGCUGCUGCAGUGUGGCUGUGAGCUGACACGGAGCCGGGCCCCCCCCUCGCCCACAGCGGGGCCAGGCACAGAGGGCACUGCCUGGGAGUGGGGGGGCUGUGGGGAUGAUGUGCAGUUUGGCUACGAGAAAUCCCAGCAGUUCAUGGAUGCCAAGAACAAGAAAGGCAAAAAUGACAUCCGAGCUCUUAUCGACCUGCACAACAACGAAGCUGGGCGCUUGGCGGUGCGCAGCUACAUGAGGACAGAGUGCAAAUGCCACGGGCUGUCGGGCUCCUGCACCCUGCGGACCUGCUGGAGGAAGAUGCCCCAUUUCCGCGAGGUGGGGGAUCGCCUGCUCGAGCGCUUCAAUGGGGCUUUCAAGGUGAUGGGAGGCAACGACGGGAAAACCCUCAUCCCUGUGGGUGACAACAUCAAGCCUCCCGAUAAACAGGACCUCAUCUACUCAGCCGACUCACCUGAUUUCUGCUCGGCUAAUCGUAAGACAGGCUCGCUGGGUACCAGGGGCCGUGUCUGCAACAGCACAGCCAUGGACACAAGUGGCUGCGACCUGCUGUGCUGCGGGAGAGGGCACCGGGACGAGACGGUGGUGCUGGAGGAGAACUGCCUUUGCCGCUUCCACUGGUGCUGUGUGGUGCAGUGCCGCAAGUGCUCCGUCCGUCAGGAGCUCAGCCUCUGCAUCUGACAGCCUGGGGUCAGGCGAGGACAAUUUGGGAGGCCACCUCCAGGCUCACAAGGCUCCCCUGGGACAGAGACAGGUGGAGCCAGUGGCAGGGUCAGCGUGGGUGAGCUCAGCUCUGCGCUCUUGGGAGUCCUGGCUUCCCCAGAGGGCAGCAUGGGGCUGCCUGGCAUCCCCCAAGGUCCCCGUGGCACAGAGCUUCCACUAAUAAAGCUAUUU
This is a messenger RNA of Vidua chalybeata, 1349 nucleotides long. RefSeq names its product Wnt family member 6 (gene WNT6). The record is from RefSeq and is a predicted model, not a curated record. Gene Ontology annotation, cellular component: extracellular region. The coding region runs from base 75 to 1136 and encodes 353 amino acids. Lineage: Eukaryota; Metazoa; Chordata; Aves; Passeriformes; Viduidae. Gene Ontology annotation, molecular function: cytokine activity; frizzled binding. The transcript is spliced from 4 exons. Gene Ontology annotation, biological process: cell fate commitment; canonical Wnt signaling pathway; neuron differentiation.